This is a messenger RNA of Cannabis sativa, 1077 nucleotides long. RefSeq lists its product as uncharacterized. The record is from RefSeq and is a predicted model, not a curated record. The transcript is spliced from 7 exons. The coding region runs from base 1 to 1077 and encodes 358 amino acids. Lineage: Eukaryota; Viridiplantae; Streptophyta; Magnoliopsida; Rosales; Cannabaceae.
AUGGGUAAGAAAGAUGUUUCCAAGAAUUUUUUUAAAGAUAAUCCUCCUAGCCCUACCUCUCCAAAAACUACUAAAAGGAAGUCAGUAGUUAAUUUGGUGGAAAAGAGAAAAUCAAAAUGUACUAAACCUAUCGUUGAAGAUUUAAACUCUAAUUUUGAUCUUGAAGAUGAAGAUUUUGAGAUAACGAAAGGUAAAGGGAAAUCUAUCAAGAUGAAGGUUCAUUAUAAUGCUGAUAUUGAAGUCCCUUGUGAGAAAAGAGUUAUUGAGGAAUUUCAACAGCCCAAUGAGAUGGAAAUCUGGGCAAGUGUUGCUCGGAAAUUACUUAGGUUUAUUGAGGAGUUUGCUUUACAGAUUGAAAGAGAGAACACUCUUGUAGAACAGUGUUUGAAGGGCAACGAGAAAAUCACAAAAAAUUCUAUUCAAGUUGCUUUCAAUGUUAAGAACUUUGGGGAUAAUGAUAAGCUUGUUCUCAAGUAUGAUGUAUUGUUACUGUUGCAACUCAAGAAUAUCAAUCCAACUUCUGAGGAGAAAGACAUGUUGAAUUUUUCUGAUCAUUUCUUGGAUGAAACCAUUUAUUCCUUCUGCAAAGGGAAAGGCAAUUCUUCUGAGCCUAUUCCUAAUGCUGUUUUAAAUCUUAAAAUUGUUGGUCUAUCUUCUUCAAAGGCUCAUGAAUAUGUCUUUCCUCUUGAAUAUGAAGAUUUACGAAAAGAUGUUUUGUUGGUUCUUAGCCAGCAACAAAGUUCGCAUGUUGAGAUGAGUCAACCUCAAAAUAACUCAAAUGAUAUGCUACAUACAUCAGAUAAUGAUGAUAAAAUAUCUCAUGAUGAGGAAGUAGAAGAUGGUGGGGAUGAUGAAGAUAAAGGGUCUAAAGAAGAUGAUGAUCCAGAAGAGGAUGAUCAGAUGAAUAAGAAUGGUGGGGAUAAUUCAGAAAAAGACAAUGAGCAUAAUGAACCUGAUAAGGGCAGAAAGAAUUAUGGACAUGUUGCGUCUGUUGAUUAUCAUUCAAUGAAGGAUGAAGUGAAUGUUCAUGUUGAAGAUGGACCUUCUGGCACCGAGAUUUCUCGGCUGCUCACCUGA